Messenger RNA from Sturnus vulgaris (Common starling), 2761 nucleotides. The record is from RefSeq and is a predicted model, not a curated record. Lineage: Eukaryota; Metazoa; Chordata; Aves; Passeriformes; Sturnidae.
UGAACCUGACAUUAGAGGAUAUUGAACCCACUACUGUAUGAAGAAAGUUACUCCAAAAUUUUUCUUCAGUCUCUCACAUCAGGAAAUGAAGAAGACCUUGAUUCUCAUGAAGCCUCACAAACUUGAGCAGGGAGUAAUUUGUGAGCUUUUGAAAGCAGGAGUCUGAACUGUUUGACCAAACAUUGUGAGAUUUCAUUGUUGCAGUGGGAGGUGCCUCAGAAUGAAGCUGUUUAUCUUGCUGCUACAGAUAUGAACUGCCCAAGCCAGAUAAAAAGAGCUUACAGUAAUAUCUGGUACAAGUUAAGCAGAGAAAUCCCUGCAAGAGACCCAUCCACAGAGAAUAAGCCAUUUCUCUGCUUUCUGAAUUUUCCAAAUGGACUCUGUGACUGCUGCUUACUCAUACACCACAAUAGAACCCAUUGCUCUGUGAUCUGCAGUGAAGAAUUGGAUUCAAAGCUUCUUAGUGUUUAGAAAUAUGAUGGGGCAUAUAGAUUUGAUUCUCCUAUCUACCUUCCUCUCGGUUUCCAUGACAUCUGAAACAUUUGAUCCUGUGGAAGGUGAGGCUUUAGUUAUAAGAUGUCCCAAAUGGAGUUCAUCUGUGAAAAUCACCUGGUAUUGCAUGGAUACUCAUAAAGUAAUUCCUGCGGAAGAGGAUGGGUCACGAGUAUUUUCCAUAGAACAAUUUCUUUUUUUUCUGCCAACAUCUAGAGAGGAUUCUGGGAACUACACUUGUGUAACACUUUUGUCAAGUAAUCGCACCAAGUCCUACAAUGUGAGUGUGCAAGUGCAUUCAUACAAGCCAGGAGCAUGUUUCCCAAGUCGGACUCAUUACCCAAAUGACACUGGAAGAGGAAGAGUUUCUUGUCCUACCAUUGAUAACUAUAAGAAUGCUACCAUUGUCCAGUGGUAUAAGGACUGCAAGCCUCUUCAGGGACAGAGAUACUUGAAGGAAGGAAAAUAUAUUUAUAUUGAGAAUCCAAGAAGGGAGGACGAUGGUUAUUAUACUUGUCAAUUUAUUUAUACCCAUAAAGGAAAUAUUUUUAAUGUAUCAGCAACAAGAAUUUUCAUAAGUGAGGUGAAAUACUCACCUCUACCACCUCAAAUCAUAUUUCCAAAGAAUAAAGAUGUAGUAGAAGCAGAGCUUGGUGCUGCUUUAUCUCUGAAAUGUCAGGCCCGCCUGGGGAUUAAGAAACAGCCACUGGCUGCUGUCAGAUGGGAUGUGGAUAAUAUCCCAGUGGAAAGCCUUGUUUUUUCAAGAUUUCAUGAAGAAACUAAUUCUUUCAAUGGGCAUGAUCAAGUAUACUAUGAAGAGACAAGUUUGAAUAUUACUGAAGUAAAAAAAGAGGAUCUGCAGUCAAAUUUCACAUGUAUAGCAUUGAACACAAUGUACAACACAAGGGUCACAGUGACAUUACAACUCAAAGUGCAAUCUGAGGAGGUUCUUCCUUAUGCCCUCCUGAUCACAGGAUCUCUAGUUCUGCUAGGUGCAAUAGCAAUCUCAGUUAUUCUUUACCAGUCUUUCCGAGUUGAUAUCGUCCUGUUGUAUCGGGAGAUAUUCCAGCCCCACCCAGUCAAGGAUGAUGGAAAGAUAUAUGAUGCGUAUGUUAUCUACCCCAAAAACCACGCCAGUGAAGCUAAUUUUGUGGAAUAUUUUGUUUACCAAGUCAUGCCAGAUAUUCUAGAAAAUAAAUGUGGAUAUAAAUUGUGUAUUUAUGGGAGAGAUAUAUAUCCUGGAGAAGGCAUGAAACCUAAGCUGCUGCAUUUUCUGUUUCAUAUUUCUGAAUCAUCUGCAUUGGGCCAGGUGUCAUUCAUCUUUGAUGUACUUCUCUUCUGGAAAGUUGUGAAAGGGCUGCCUGGCCUGGGCAGGCUGCCUGGGAAAAACAAAGGUAAAGAAAAGCUGCAAAAGUUGUUGAGCCAGACCAUUCCCAGGUCCAGCAAGGAGCUACAGGAGUUCACAAAUCUGUCAGUGGCAAAAAUCUAUACCACUUGCAGUGGCCUGGCAGCCCCCAGCAAAGGAAAAAAAGGUACAUAUGGAGCUGGCUGAUACCUCUGCAAAUCAGCUGCCUUGUGAAAUAACUGGUGCGUUGAAUUUCCUCAGCUGGGCUCCCACUUCUUUCUUUUGCCCAGCAUCACAGUGAUAGUAGCAUUGAUCAGCUGUCCCUAACAUGCCAGUGGGAAAUUCAAACACCUUCAGUUGUGCUGACACACAGAUGCCCUGAAAGUCUGGAUCUAUCCCUGAAGGGUGAAGGCCAACAUAAUGUACAGAUUAGUGUAUAAAUUAGCAUGCAUAACUCAGGACAAUUAACUGUAAUUAACUCUAACCCCACCUGGAGAUAGGCCUCUUGGAAGCAAGUCACCCAAAAGUCUCCUAAUGACUAAUUUCCAUGGGUAAGUAUUGCAAGAUCAUCUCUAAGGCAUUAAACUCUGCAACACAAUUCCUUACAUGGAGACUAUUGAUUAAACAGAGUUUUGAUACAGUCAGAUCUACUGAACUUGACCCUAGGUCACUGGACUAGAAAUUACUAGCAGUAGUUAAAAACAGUGAAAAUAUUAAUGUUCCAACCAAUAAAUCCCAGUUGAAAUGAAAGGUUUGUGUUUUGGGCUUUUUGCUUUUCUCUUCAGCUGCCUCAUCACCUUUGGUUGGUGGUUAGUUUUUUGUCUUUUUCUAAUAAAUAAACAAACUAUGUCAGACUGAAGUGAGAUAGAAAUUACGUCUGGUUACAAAGCAAUGAAAAUGGAGUUUCCAAUCUCAAAACAAUUU